GGCCCAUCAUUUACAUCCUCGGAUCCAUAUUCAUAACAGUGGUGCCAAUGUUUGCGGAUCCGGUCGGCACCGGCUUCGGCUGUCUAAUCAUAUUAACCGGAGUUCCCGUCUAUUUUAUUUUCAUCGCCUGGAAAAGGAAACCAAAACCCAUUCAAAAUGCAUUCGAUUGGAUGACAUUAACACUACAGAAGAUUCUGGUUGUCGUGCCGUCAGAAAAGUCUCGACAACUUUAAAUCAAUUGUUAUAGACAUAGAAUAUUGUAAACAACUGAUAUUCCCAUACAUUCAGGCAUUUAUCACAUGAAAACAAUACGACUGUCCCAUUGAUUCGGUCAACAUUUUAUUUUAUAAAAUAUAUUCUUUCAAAAUAACAAUUUUAUUAUUCUUAUGUUAAGUCAUGAUUUCACAUAAGAACCCAGAGUUAAACGACAAG
Medioppia subpectinata is the source of this 432-nucleotide messenger RNA. NCBI's taxonomy places the organism in Eukaryota, Metazoa, Arthropoda, Arachnida, Sarcoptiformes, Oppiidae. The record is from the annotation of a GenBank genome assembly.